UCUGAUUUCAAUCAAUCAAUAAAGAGAAAAAGAAAAUUACAAAAAAGACAAAAAAUUCUAAGGUAAGCUCUCACCUCUCAAGACGCCUCCGAAUUUAUCGUUCGCUCUCUGAAUCCCCUUUAAACCCUGAUAGCAAGAAUCGUAAUUUGUUGUGAAACGAAUACUUAAUCAGAGCAAGAAAGUUUUGAGGAAAGCAAAAAUUAGGAUUUAGAAGGAUUUUUUUUUUUUUUGGGUUUUUGACUAUCCAUGGCCGAUCUCGAAAAGGCAAUACUCAUACUUUUCGAUGAAUCCGGAGCGGUCGAUUCGGAGUUGAAACUAAAGGCAAAGGAAUAUUGCGAAAAAUUUAAGGAAGAACCGGCAAUUUGCAGAAUUUGUAUCGAAAGGUUGUGCUUCUCUAACCUAAUUCAGGUCCAGUUUUGGUGCUUACAGACUCUCCACGAUGUUAUUCGGGUCGGGUACUCGUCGAUGAGCCAAGACGAGAGGUAUUUGAUUAAGAAAUCGGUGUUUUUGAUUGCGUGUUUCGAAGGCCUUGAUGAUCAUCACAAUGCUGUUAGGGUGUUACAAGGUCCUGCGUUUAUAAAGAACAAGCUUGCUCAGGUUUUGGUCACUUUGAUAUAUUCUGAGUACCCUUUGAUUUGGUCAUCUAUGUUUGUCGACUUUUUGCCUCAUUUGAGCAAAGGGGCUGCUGUGAUUGACAUGUUUUGCCGGGUUUUGAAUGCUUUGGAUGUUGAAUUAAUUAGCUUAGACUACCCAAGAACGCCCGAGGAAUUGGCUGUUGGCGGGUUGGUGAAGGAUGAGAUGAGGCAGCAUUGUGUUCCUCAGAUUGUUAGAGCUUGGUUUGAUGUCAUAUCCAUGUACAGAAACUCUGAUCAAGAAGUUUGUACAAGCGUGUUGGAAUCCAUGAGGAGGUACGUUUCUUGGAUUGACAUUGGCUUGAUUGUGAAUGAUGCGUUUAUCCCUUUGUUGUUUGAGUUGGUUUUGGUUGAUGGGUUGUCUGAACAACUGCGUGGCGCUGCGGCCGGGUGUUUGUUGGCAGUGGUUUCGAAGCGAAUGGAUCACCAAACGAAGCUUUCUCUUUUGCAAAGUCUUCGCAUAAGGCGGGUUUUUGGGCUUGUUAACAAGGAUUCGGAUUCGGAGUUGAUAUCUAGCAUAGCCGCGCUUCUAACAGGGUAUGCUGUGGAGGUUUUGGAGUGCUUUAAGCGGUUGAAUUCUGAGGACGCAAAGGCUGUCUCAGUGGAGCUUUUGGAUGAUGUUUUGCCCUCUGUGUUCUAUGUAAUGCAACAUUGCGAGUUGGAUUCGACUUUCAAUAUCGUUCAGUUUCUUUCAAGUUAUGUUGGCACUAUGAAGAGUCUUUCCCCAUUAAGGGAGAAGCAGCUGCUUCACGUGGGCCAGAUAUUGGAAGUGAUUCGUUCCCAGAUACGCUAUGAUCCUAUGUACCGCGGUAAUCUUGAUACGGUGGAUAAGAUUGGGAGAGAGGAAGAAGAUAGGAUGGUUGAGUUCAGAAAGGAUAUGUUUGUUCUGUUGCGUUGUGUGGGUCGUGUGGCUCCUGAUGUAACUCAUGUGUUUAUCCAAAAUUCAUUAGUUAGUGCUGUUGCCUCUCCAUCAGACAGGAAUGUUGAAGAGGUGGAAGCUGCACUUUCUCUUCUCUACGCACUUGGUGAGUCAAUGAAUGAUGAGGCUAUAAGAACUGGUAGUGGACUCUUGAGUGAGUUGGUGCCUAUGCUUUUAUCUACGAGGUUUCCUUGCCAUUCUAGUAGGUUGGUGGCACUUGUGUACUUGGAAACAAUAAUAAGAUAUUUGAAGUUUGUUCAGGAGAAUACGCAACAUAUUCCCAUGGUGUUGAGUGCUUUUCUUGAUGAAAGGGGUAUACACCACCCAAGCAUUAACGUGAGUAGGAGGGCGAGUUAUCUAUUCACGAGGGUUGUGAAAUUGUUGAAAGUGAAGCUUGUUCCUUUCAUAGAGACAAUUUUGCAGAGCUUACAAGACACGGUUGCUCGCUUUACAAGUAUGAAUCACACAUCAAAAGAACUUUCGGGAUCUGAAGACGGCAGUCACAUUUUUGAGGCAAUUGGUUUACUAAUUGGGAUGGAGGAUGUGCCACCUGCAAAGCAAUCUGAUUAUCUUUCUUCUUUGCUCACUCCUCUUUGCCAACAGGUAGAGGCAUUGCUGAUGAAUGUCCAAGCAUUGACUCCGGAAGAGACACCUGUAAAACUUACUCAUAUACAGCAGAUAAUCAUAGCAAUUAAUUCUCUCAGCAAGGGAUUCAGUGAGCGUCUUGUAACUGCUAGUCGCCCUGCAAUCGGUCUCAUGUUUAAGCAGACAUUGGAUGUUCUGCUCCAAGUGCUUAUUGUAUUUCCAAAGAUAGAGCCUUUGCGAAUCAAGGUAACGUCAUUUAUACACCGCAUGGUGGACACUUUUCCCUAUCUUCCGAAGGCCUUGGAGCAAUUGCUUUCUGAAAGUGAGCCAAAAGAGAUGGUUGGUUUGCUCGUAUUACUCAACCAACUUAUAUGCAAGUUCAACACAUCAGUCCACGACAUAUUGGACGAAGUAUUUCCUGCAAUUGCGGGUAGGAUAUUGAGUGUCAUUCCAAGAGAUGUAUUUCCAUCAGGACCUGGGACCAACACUGAGGAAAUUCGUGAAUUGCAAGAGCUUCAGCAGACUUUCUAUACUUUCCUUCAUGUGAUAGCUACACAUGACCUUUCUUCCAUUUUUUUAUCUCCAAAAAGUAGGGGCUGCCUGCAUCCAAUAAUGCAGUUGCUUUUGUUCACAUCUUGCAAGCACAAGGAUAUUCUCGUCAGAAAGGCAUGUGUUCAGAUAUUUAUUAGAUUAAUCAAGGAUUGGUGUGCCAAGCCUCUUAGUGAAGAAAAGGUACCUGGUUUCCAGAAUUUCAUAAUAGAGAACUUCUCGACAAAUUGUUGUUUAUAUAGCUUGCUUGAGAGAUCCUUCGAGUUUCGCGAUGCAAAUACUUUUGUUUUGUUUGGAGAAAUUGUGUCAGCUCAGAAGGUCAUGCACGAGAAGUUUGGCGAUGAUUUUCUGGUUCAUUUUGUUUCAAAAGGUCUUUCAGCGGCACAUUGCCCUCAGGAUUUGGCAGAGCAGUAUUGCCGGAAGCUGCAGGGUAGUGAUAUUAAGGCAUUGAAAUCAUUUUACCAAUCGCUUAUUGAAAAUUUAAGGGUUCAGCAUCAGCAGAAUGGGAGCCUUGUUUUCAGAUAGCAGUGUAAUUGUAUACAAGAUGACAUUUUCUCCGAAUGGCUUCUGUUACUGUUUUGUGCUGUAUCAUGGCCAUGCAAUUUUGUUCGCCAAAGGUAACUACAGCUGUUAUCUGGUUCUCUGUUUUGAUCUUGCAGUGUUCAAUAAGAAAAUUUUGACAUCUUUAGAAAACCUUGCAGGGUUCUUCUCUGUAUAUAUCAUUUUUGUUUUUCGGCUAUCUUUCGAAUGAGGUAUAGCGCUAUCUUUUACUUCAAACCAACUGUGAUGAGUUUUUGCUCCUGAAUACUUGUAAAUUUUUUUUUCUCAUUUUUUGCCUUCUUGUUUGUGACAGUUGUAAAUUUAAGGAGGAAUUUUGUUUAUGUUCCGCCACAUCCAUCAUCAAUUUUGAGCUGCUUAUUCUGAGUUCAAGGUUCUUGGGUUGUCUAUAUUUUUCCUUUUCUACC
Molecule: messenger RNA, 3650 nt
Organism: Morus notabilis
Lineage: Eukaryota; Viridiplantae; Streptophyta; Magnoliopsida; Rosales; Moraceae
Product: exportin-T
Biological process (GO): tRNA re-export from nucleus
Cellular component (GO): nuclear pore; cytoplasm; nuclear matrix
Molecular function (GO): tRNA binding; small GTPase binding
Source: RefSeq, a predicted model, not a curated record